AUGUCCGGACCAGCACCGCUGUACCUCGUUCAGGGCAAUCCGAUGCAGACGAUGGCUCUGCGUUUGAACCCAGACCACGGCCCCAGUGACUCUAUCCCUCACGAGCUUCAGAAAUACUACUCGCCCGAUGUUUGGGUCGCCCGGCAGCGCGCCGUCAUGACCAAGGGUGGUCGCUACCUCAAGCCCCGCUUCGAUAUCGCUUUCGCUGUCUUCAUGUUCAUCGGUGCCCUUGCUCUUCCCAUCGCCAUCUACUAUGUUGCUCUUCAUGCCCUCCCGAACAAGGAAAAGGUCUUCCAAGAGGCCAACGGCCGCGUGCUCGUCGAAGAUGACAGGUUCUGGGAGGCUCGUGCAAUUAGCGGCGCGUCGUUGAUCGGGUUCCUCCUGCUUGGCUGGGGGCCAUUCUUCUUCUGGAAAGCACAGGGCAAGCGUCAGGUCAAUCAGAUGCUCCAGAGGUUCCGUGCUGAGGACGCAGCUAUGGCUGGGCCCAACGCGACCAUUCCCGAGUGGACAAUGAAUAUGCCUAGCAUGGGAAGCAAGGCCCUCCACGUCAUGAUCACCUACCCUCGCCCACCGAUGAUGACUGCCUUCCAAGUUGGUGUCCAGCUUCCUCCCUACAUCGUCAACCAGCCCGUCGACCCCAACGGGGCUCGGUACUACCAGCAGUAUGCGCCCCCCGCUGGUGCGCCCCCCGGCCGCCGCACGUCCACUGGCUCCGCGGGCUCGAUCCCACUGUACGGUUCGCACAACGAGAAGAUCCCCGACUACUCGGGCCCGACCUCGAACGCGUACAUGCCGCGCGACGAGAAGGACGGCUUCGACGACAUCCGCGUCUAA
Messenger RNA from Epithele typhae, 834 nucleotides. RefSeq lists its product as uncharacterized. Lineage: Eukaryota; Fungi; Basidiomycota; Agaricomycetes; Polyporales; Epitheliaceae. The coding region runs from base 1 to 834 and encodes 277 amino acids. The transcript is spliced from 6 exons. The record is from RefSeq and is a predicted model, not a curated record.